This is a messenger RNA of Cyprinus carpio (common carp), 1650 nucleotides long. RefSeq names its product zinc transporter ZIP3. The record is from RefSeq and is a predicted model, not a curated record. Gene Ontology annotation, biological process: zinc ion transmembrane transport. Gene Ontology annotation, cellular component: plasma membrane. NCBI's taxonomy places the organism in Eukaryota, Metazoa, Chordata, Actinopteri, Cypriniformes, Cyprinidae. Gene Ontology annotation, molecular function: zinc ion transmembrane transporter activity.
GCUGGGGGUGUUUGCCCUGAUGUUAGGGGGCAUCCUUAUUCCUGUGCGGAUGAUGCACGCGGAGUAUGAUAAAAUCACGAGGUACAGAAGAGUGGUUGCUUUAAGCAACUGUUUUGGAGGAGGUGUAUUCCUGGCCACCUGCUUCAAUGCUUCUUUCAGUUAGAGCAAAGGUUGACAGUGUUCUGGAAACGUUAAAACCCACCAAUCACUACCCUCUGGCAGAGACGAUGAUGAUGAUUGGGUUUUUCCUCACAGUAUUUGUGGAACAGGCCGUGCUUACUUUCCGCAAGGAGAAGCCCUCGUUUAUCGACCUGGAGACGUUUAAUGCUGGUGUCUCGGCAGCGGGGAGUGACUCUGAGAAUGAUGCUCCAUUCAUCGCUCCCGCCCGAGGUUCCAGAGACCACCAGUACCAUUCCCAUCACCACGGACACUUCCACCCUACAGAGCUGACACAUGCUGGGCCGUUGAGAUUAGCUAGCCUGGUGCUAGCGCUGUCCGCUCACUCUGUCUUUGAGGGUCUCGCUUUGGGCCUUCAGAAAGAGGGGGCUGAACUCGGAACGCUCUUCAUUGGGGUGGCCAUCCACGAGACGCUGGCAGCCUUGGCUCUGGGGGCAUCUCCACGGGAUGCCGGUAAACUGGCCGUAACAGUGAGCCUAAUGAUUCCUCUGGGCAUCGGGAUUGGAAUGGGUAUUCAGACGGUCCAGCACCUGGCGGAAAGUAUUUUAUCUGUAGUGCUCCAGGGCCUGGCAGCCAGCACGUUCCUCUUCGUCACGUUCUUUGAGAUCCUCUCUCGAGAGCUGGAGGAUAAGCACGACAGGCUACUGAAGGUGCUGUUUCUUGCACUGGGCUACAGUGUACUAGCAGGGCUCAUCUUCACCACAUUGUAAAAGGGGUUCAAAAUGUAACAUUUUAUAAAACUGUGUACUGCUCUUCUAGAGCACUAUCUGUCAAACAUUAUAACCAAUGGUUUCUGUAAAUCUACUGUAUAACUUUUCAUAUUUUAUAGAGCUUAUGUUUUCAAACUUUUUGACGCCAAUGACCACAAAAUAUGAAGAUUAUAUGUUAUUUAUAUUAUUUAUAUUUACAAAAACAGCUGUAAUGACCUCUCUCUCUCACUAUAUAUAUCAUAUAUGAUCAUUAACGUGUGAUUAAUAUAUUAAGUGUCAUAUUGUACAGACAAAAUGUUUCCAAAAAUUAAAUAACUAACUUUAAUGCUGUCAUUGUACUAUGCCAAAAAUUACAAUUUUUACUUUGUAUCUAAUUUGAUAUUUAAUAUAAAAUUAAAAUCUAAAAUUUUAAAUCUAUUUUUUAAUCCCUUACUGUUUAAAACAGCUGCAACUAGAAAUAAACUAGAAAUAAAGAUGAAUUUCAUCUUAUAAAUAAUUAGGAAAUCAUAAUAUCAUAUUUGGUAAAUAAAUAAAUACAUAAAAAAUAGUGUGUUAAAGGGGAGAGUUCACCCAAAAAUGAAAGUUACCCUAUGAAUUACUCACCCUCAAACCAUCCUAAGGUGUAUAUGUGGAGUAUUGUUUAUGAUGGAUGGAUGCACUUUAUUUUGGUUCAAAAGUUUGACCACUAUUCACUGCCAUUAUAAAGCUUGGAAGGGCCAUGACAAUUUUUAAUAUAACUCUGAUUGUAUUCACCUGAAAGAAA